Molecule: messenger RNA, 1209 nt
Organism: Didymodactylos carnosus
Lineage: Eukaryota; Metazoa; Rotifera; Eurotatoria; Philodinida; Philodinidae
Source: the annotation of a GenBank genome assembly
AUGGAUUAUGUUGAGUCCAUGGAUCAAACAAAAACAUCCUCAAAUUCCUCGUUAUCAUUACCAAAUUAUCAACAUAAUCGAUAUUUAUUUAUCAUUAAAGCAUUAUCAAUUUAUGCUCUAGUUUUAGUUAUUAUCGGCACAUUGGGUAAUUGUCUAUCGAUUGUCGUUCUGUUACGACGAAAUUUAAGACGAUAUGUGACAAUGAGAUAUUUGAUUGCUGUUAGUGUGGCUGAUACUAUUUCAUUGUAUGGAUGGAAUUUAAAUAAUUUUUACAAAUUUACAAUUAGUCCAGGUCAAGAUAAUUUAGAAGAAUUAUCAAUAUUUCAUUGCCGUGCCGUAUCGUUUAUGUCAUUUGUCGGUUUGCAAUUAUCGUCGUGGUGUUUAACAGCAGUUAGUGUAGAUCGUUGUCUGAGUUUAUAUUCAAUGUCUUGGAAACAGAUGUGUGGUAAACCGACAUAUGCCGUAUACCAUAUACUCAUUUUAACAUCUUUCUGUCUCCUACUCAAUUGUCACAUCUUGUUUAAAAAUGGUUAUCGUAUUGAUAAUUCGUCAUGUAUAAAAGAUUGUGUUAUCUGUUACCAAACACGAACAAAUUCUAAAUAUAUUUUUCCCAAUUGGGAACGUGUUCAUCUUAUUGUCUAUAAUUUGUGUCCAUUUAUUAUCAUGUGUAUUUGCAAUACUUAUAUUAUCUAUAUUAGUAUUAAUUCAUCUCGUAUAAAAACAAAAUCAUGUCGAUCUCAAAAUCAACUUCGACAAAUAACGAUUAUGUUAAUAGCAGUAACAUUUGCAUUUAUGGUUUUAACAUUACCCGCAUGUAUUUAUUUCGUAUUUUUUCGUCAUAAUAUGUCUCAUUAUCCACGUCUCUAUCGUUAUAUGAUUCAAAUUAUUCUUGUUAGUAUUCAAUUUACAAGUCAUGCUAUUAAUUUUUUUCUCUAUUGUUUUACGGCAACCAACUUUAGACAUGAACUAUGCGCCAUUUUGCAACGAAAAGACCAAACAUAUAUUCCACAAAUGCAAUUGACGAUGCGUACAUUUCGGCGACCGAAAGAAAAAGAUAAUGAUGGAGCAAUAGUAGAAUGCAAGAAAACUGAAAAUAAUAAUAAUAUUAAUAAUGAGUGUAUACUUUUAUCACAAGAACAAGAAGUAGAGAAUAAGCGACAAAUUAAAGAACAUUCCACUGAUAAUAUAGAGUACGAAAAUUCAAAUUAG